This is a messenger RNA of Coccidioides immitis RS, 1383 nucleotides long. Its product is annotated as trichothecene 3-O-acetyltransferase. Lineage: Eukaryota; Fungi; Ascomycota; Eurotiomycetes; Onygenales; Onygenaceae. Bases 1 to 1383 code for a protein of 460 amino acids. The transcript has a single exon. The record is from RefSeq and is a predicted model, not a curated record.
AUGCACGGACCAUUGAAUGACGGGGGCGUAGAUGGGAUCCCUCUGAAUAUACUCGCACAGCAGCCAUUACUUAAGAUAUACACCCAGAUAAGCGUCUUGUUCCCAGUGCCGGAUCAUUUUUCCCAUUCAGCGAUUGUUGAUACCCUGAUAAAUGGCCUUGAGCGGUUGUGCGCGUGCUUCCCGUGGCUUGCAGGUCAGGUUGUCCAUGAAGGGUUGAGUGAAUGCAAUCCAGGGACCUUCAAAAUAAAACUGUUUGGUAAAACCUCACGUCUGGUGCUAAAAGAUCUUCGAAAUGACCCUUCGAUACCGUCGAUGGACUUCCUUAAGCGGGCCGGGUUCCCUUUCAGCAUGCUAGAUGAAAGCAUCGUUGCGCCUCGCAGGACCCUCCCAGGAAGCCCCGACGAGCUUGAGUUCAACAUAGAUCCUGUAUUUCUCCUUCAGGCCAGCUUCAUCACUGGUGGCCUCAUUCUCACAUUUGUUGGUCAGCACAGUACGAUGGACAUGACUGGCCAGGGACAUGUCAUCCACCUCUUCUCAAAAGCCUGCCACAAUGAGCAAUUCACAGAUGCAGAACUGUCAUCUGGUAACCUUCCUGGGGACAACCUCAUCCCCUUGCUUGAUGAUUCUUACAUUCUAGGGCCUGAGUUCCCUCACCAGAUAGUGAAACCUACACCAUCUCCUAGUCACGGAGUCCCACCUCCGCCUCCAAAGUGCACUUGGGUGUACUUCACUUUCGACGCCGCCUCGCUGGCCACUCUGAAAACACUAGCUACAAACACUAUUCCCCAGUCCUCAGGAUACGUCUCGACUGACGACACUCUUAGCGCCUUUAUCUGGCAGUCGAUUACGCGAGCCCGCCUUCACCGCCUGAAUCCGUCAUCUAAGUCAACUUUGGCCCGCGCCGUUGAUGUACGAGGAUAUCUCAACAUUCCAAAGACAUAUCCCGGCCUCUUGCAGAAUAUGACGUACAAUACAUACACGUUUCAGGAACUGGUGGACGAGCCGCUGGGCAUUAUAGCAUCACAGCUUCGUUCGGCAUUAGACCCAAAACGACUAGCCUAUCAAACCCGUGCUCUUGCAACACUAUUUGACCGUACACCGGAUAAGAGCACCAUCUCUUUUACAGCGUCAAUCGACGCAUCAACUGACAUUAUGUUAAGCUCCUGGGCCGAGCUAGACUGUUAUGAGCUUGAUUUUAACCUUGGACUGGGGAAGCCUGAGGUGGUGCGAAGGCCGGGAUUCGUUCCGGUCGAGAGUUUGAUAUAUUUUAUGCCGAGGGCGCGAGAUGGAGAGAUUGCGGUUGCAAUUUCUUUGAGGGACGAAGAUCUAGAGGCGCUUAAGGUGGGCGCAGAAUUUGGGAAGUAUGCGAAGUAUAUCGGCUGA